Pogona vitticeps (central bearded dragon) is the source of this 1368-nucleotide messenger RNA. NCBI's taxonomy places the organism in Eukaryota, Metazoa, Chordata, Lepidosauria, Squamata, Agamidae. The record is from RefSeq and is a predicted model, not a curated record.
UUCUCUAGUUACCUCUUUUUGCCGGCGGCACCGUAGGCGGGCGGUAGAUAGGUAUAGGUGCAUAGGGCUCCAGCCGGUGGGAGUGGUUCCCGUCACGGAUGGCCGUGCCGGUUUCAUUUGGAAACAGCCAGGAAGAAAAGGACGAGUCGGAGGCAGUUCACGGCAGGCGGAAGGGAGAGAAUGGCAGACAACGACCCUCACAGCGCCCGGGAGCUUUCUCAGUUCGCAGAAAGCCUUCUACAACAGUUACAGGAAAAAUUUCAAGCACUGACUGAUAAGUUAGCUCUAAGAAUGGAUGAAAUGGGUGAAAGCAUAAAUGAUCUAGAGAAGCAUGUUACUGGAUUAAUGACACAAGCUGGAAUAGAAAAUGCCAAUGAAGAACUAACGGACUGAAGGUGAAAGCAUCAAGAUGGCUCAAAAACACGAAGACUGUAUGUAGGAGCUAAAAUUCUAUAGAAUGUAACACACUGGUCAGAUUGAAUAUUAUGUCAGUGAAUGUACAGUAAUACUUUGAUUUAUGAACGCCUCGGCUAAUGUCAUUUUCAGAGUACGAAUGGAAAUCCGUUGAAAACAAUGCCUCUGUUUGUUUUUUUCGUUCCUAUGGCAAUCCGCAUCCCGGUUUACGAAAUCUUCACUUUACGUAACGUCCUGUAUAACUCAUUAAUUUCGUAACCCAAGGUACUACUGUAGUAAAAAGACACUAUGCAGAAAUGCAAAAUCUCCUAUUCUGUAAUAAAGGAAAAGUUGACCUUAAGAUAGUUGUGCAUAAAAUUCAGUCAAAUUAAACUUUGAAACUUGGUUCAGUGUAGCACCAAGCUUCAUGAGGAGGACUCAUAAAAAAUAACAAAAACAUCUGUAUAGGCUUUGCCCACAGACAAAGUUUUCAAGCUUUUUUUUAAUCUUUGCAAGGCUUUAUCAUACAUGAAUGUUAUAAACUUUGUGUAAAGAGUGUCCGAAACGUUGCGAUUAAAAGAAUGUUCAGAACCUUAUAUUGACAUUUCCACACUGGCCAGGCAGUCUUCCCCGUAAUAAUUCUGCUUGAUCUAAACAACGGCAACUGCACCACAGUGGAGCAUUUCUUAACAUAAAUGCAGGAACAAACCAGUACUGUUUAUUAUGAUUCCCGUUACAUGAAUUUAGAAAACUGAAUGUUUAAAUGAUAUCAAAGAUGUAGACAGAAACUGAAAAUCUACAUAAGCUGAACUGAUCUGUAUUUUAUUAUGUAAAAUAUUUCUAUAUUUAUGUACCUACCUUUAUAUGAAUGACACUGAAAUAUAAGAACAUAGAACACUGUCUUUCAGUCUGGUUUGAAUAACUUAUUUUCAUAUGUAUCUUCCAAAUAUGAAGUGAGAAACAAGCAAACUAUUA